AUGAAACCUGAAUAUAUUCCAGCCCGUAAUAAUUUACUUACCUAUCUUCAACAACCGUAUUUCCAGCCGAUCGAAAUUUAUCCAACGAACUACGAUCGAUACUUUCGACCAGAACUCUCUCCAGAGAUUUUGAAUCAAUUCUUUGUGAGCUCGUUCAAGGCUUCCAUGAGAGUAUGGAACGAAUUUAUAAACAAUAUCGCCUAUCCACCCUUGAUCGGUACAACGGAAGAUUCAUUCCAUGCGUUUUGGGACGCACUUAUUAUUAAACCUAUUAAAAUCGGAUGUCCUAAGGGAGUGCAUAAUCGAAACACAUCUCACCACACUUCCACAAAUCAAUUUCGACCAGAUCUUUCAUAUUUGGUAUUUGGUGCCUGUCUUGCAAGAGGGGAGGAAAAGGGACCUGAAAAUCAUGAUGAUCCAGCAGUGGAGCUAACCUCUAAAUUGACAUGGACGUACGGGAAUUGCCCUUACAUCUUUGGGUACUAUACAGUUGCCACCAGUGUAACUUACUGCUAUUUAUAUUUCGAAGAAGAGAAUAUUAAGCGGAAAGAUUUGAUCACUUGUUCACUCGAUGAAAUAGAAGGACGCAUACAAGCUUUCAAUAUUGGAAGAAACAUUGGCCGAUUGCUGACCUUACUUCGUCAAACUGUACCGGAAUAUUUUCAGCAAGAAUUUAUUGUCCUUCACCGAUCGAGUGGUAAAGUGAUUGAACUUAUGCAAAAAAAAAUUGUAAAACGUUAUCCUUCACUGGAUUCUGUUAUGAAUCUUAAGCUCCUUUAUGAUAAACUUGCCGAGUACCAUGUUCCUUACAUCGAAUGCCUAGAGAAGAUACAUAUAAAGGAAGGAUCAACUCCAUUCGUGAUUUUUACACCAAAAGGAGUGGAUUGUAAACCACAAUCAAAAGAACAACUGAUCAAGGCGUUGUGUUGUGUUUUGACCGCACUCGAGGCUCUUCAUAAAAUGAAAUUCAUGCACCGCGACAUCCGCUGGGAAAAUGUGUUGAGAUACAUCAAUCGGGACAAGUGGUUCAUUAUUGACUUCGAUGAAGCGUGCCAGAUUCCUUCGGCUGUUCAAAAUACGCAAUUAGCUAAAGAUAACCAUGCACCCGAGAUUUUUAAGCCCUUUCAUAAUGAGAGCGUCGAUAUCUGGUCUGUCGGAUAUUUGAUUCUGACGACCUCUAUUGAAAUUCGAGAAUCUGAUGAAUUGAAAGUCUAUGCAAGAACGAACUUGAUGGCAAAGGAUGAAUUCAAUAGACCAACAGCAAAAGAUGCUUUACGAUGGCUUUGGAGCAAAUAUAUGGAUAUUCUCAGAGAAGAGUUUUUGGAAGAGGAGGCAAUUGAUGAAUCUUAA
Messenger RNA from Funneliformis geosporum, 1350 nucleotides. Lineage: Eukaryota; Fungi; Glomeromycota; Glomeromycetes; Glomerales; Glomeraceae. The record is from the annotation of a GenBank genome assembly.